Molecule: messenger RNA, 1785 nt
Organism: Pipra filicauda (Wire-tailed manakin)
Lineage: Eukaryota; Metazoa; Chordata; Aves; Passeriformes; Pipridae
Gene: RBM45
Product: RNA binding motif protein 45
Exons: 10
Coding region: 36-1442 (468 amino acids)
Molecular function (GO): RNA binding
Source: RefSeq, a predicted model, not a curated record
CGGCACUUCCCUGCCGGCCCCUGGGGAAACUCGUCAUGGAGGAGAGCAGCGGCGUCCGCCUCUCGGCCGAGUGCCUGGACGAGCCGCCCAACAGCCGCAUCUUCGUGGUGCUGGGCAAGGACACCGAGGAGACGCUGAUCCGGGAGCGCUUCUCCCCCUUCGGGGACAUCCAGAACAUCUGGCUCCUGCGGGACAGGCGCACCAAUGAGUCCCGCGGCAUCGCCUUCAUCAAGUUCGCCCGCAGCUCGCAGGCCUGCCGGGCCAUGGAGGAGAUGCACGGCCGCAGCCUGCUCCCCGACACCAAGCCCAUCAAGGUAUUUAUUGCACAGUCAAGAGCUUCUGGAAGCCACCGAGAUGUUGAAGAUGAGGAGCUUACACGAAUCUUUGUUAUGAUACCGAAAACCUAUACAGAGGAGGAUCUGCGAGAGAAGUUUAAGAUGUAUGGAGACAUUGAAUAUUGCAGCAUUAUUAAAAACAAGACCACUGGAGAAAGUAAAGGUUUGGGCUACGUGAGGUAUCUAAAACCAUCGCAAGCUGCCCGAGCAAUUGAAGAAUGUGAUCGAAGUUUCAGGGCCAUUUUGGCUGAACCUAAAAAUAAGGCAUCUGAGUCUUUUGAACAUGACUAUUACAGUAGUAACACAAGGCAAGAACCAAGAGGAAAUACGCUUCCAUUUUGUAUGCAGCCAGAAUUUUGUAGUUUUGAAAAAAAUGAGAGCAGAAUUCAAGAAUCUGUCUCCAAACGUCUGUCAGUGUUAUCACGGCUUCCCUUUAUCCAAGAGCAGCUGUUUGCCCUCUUUGAUUUAGUUCCAGGACUGGAAUAUUGUGACGUUCAGCGAGAUCCUUAUACCAAUAGUGGCUAUGCUGUGAUUCAGUACAGCACUGCUGCAUCAGCUAUAUAUGCCAAGUACAAAUUACAUGGGUUUGAGUAUCCUCCUGGAAAUCGAUUAACUGUCACUUUCCUAGAAGAUGGGAGUGAUAGUUCAGACCUCAUCAGAAAAAUGGCAACACAGCUGGUUACAGCACAGGUGUCGUCAGCGUUGCGCAAUAACAACACGAUUGUUCAGCAGUAUAGGACACCUCCUCAGGCGUUUGGAGGAACUUCUGGCCCACAGUUACUUCAGCCCCAAACAGAUGCCAUUCUGCCACCACCCAAAAAAAAAGUUCCACCUGACACUUCUGUGAAGGAAAGGCUUUUCAUACUUUUUCAUCCCCAUCCUUUACCUGUUGUCGUUUUGGAGGAUGUGUUCUGUCGUUUUGGACAACUGAUACAAGUUUACCUUGUUGCUGGAAAAAAUGUGGGCUAUGCAAAAUUUGCAGACAGAGCAAGUGCCAGCGAGGCCAUAACUGCAUUACAUGGCAAGAUUGUGAAUGGUGUCAGGCUCAAGGUGAGGUUGGCAGACUCGCCCUCGGAGGAACCCAACAAGCGCCAGAGAACUUACUGAGCAGAAACUAAAUAAUGACAUGACCCUCAGCUAGCUGACUGACUGACUGAAAACGUGACUAGACAUGGUUCCUGUGGACAGUGACAGCUUUUUCAGUGACAGCUUUUUUUUUGUUGUUGUUUUUUUUGUUAAUUGUUACUUAGUUGAUCUCUCUAUGGUGCUUUUUGAUUUUGAAUAUGCAGACAUGCAGUUUUGAAAAUUAUCUAGGUAUUUAACAUUGUAAACUGGUGGUUGUUCUUGUAGUAGUAUAUAAUCCUGUAUUACAGAAAUCUUGUUUUUACCUGAAUUCCUCCUAUAAGAUGAAAUUUACAAUGAUGGGGGAAAUAAAGGAGUCAGCAUUUUC